AUGUCCGACUUUCUGUCCUAUCUUUUCUGGGAGAAGCAAGAAGGUUACUUAUGUGCGCAACAUUGUCUUAACGCACUUCUUCAAGGCGAAUAUUUCACAGCCGUUGAUCUGAGCGAAAUUGCUCGAGAACUUGAUGAAGCGGAAUCAGCUGCUUUGAAUAAUACGGAUGAAGGAAGUGAAGCAAAAACGAGUCAGAAUAUGGAUGAUACCGGAUUUUUUUCAAUCCAGGAUCUUGAUAUAAUUUUAUAUGGUUCAGAAGACUGUGUCGAUGCGCGUAUUCGUCCAGAGUUCACUUUGAGGAAGUUUGGUAAUAGUCCUCUGCGUUGGUAUAACUUAGACUCUGUACUAAAAGGCCCGGAAUGGAUUAGCCAGCUAUAUUUAGAACUGCUGUUGGCUGAAUUAAAUAACAAUGGAUACAGUGUAUUUGUUGUGAAGGGAAUAUUUCCUCGAUGUCAGGCUGAUGACUAUGUAACCUCUCUGGAAGCUAACGGGAAUGAAAAGAGCGCGGACACUGAUGAGGAAAUGCUGCAAGCUGCUAUUGCAGCAAGUCUUUCGUCACUGGGUGAGACAAAUGAUAGGCAACAGGAAUCACCCAGUUCAAGUCAAGCUGAAAUUGACAGCCGACCUACAACAACCUCAUCGCCUUCAACAAGACGGCUUACAAGAUUUAGUUAG
Messenger RNA from Paraglomus occultum, 675 nucleotides. NCBI's taxonomy places the organism in Eukaryota, Fungi, Glomeromycota, Glomeromycetes, Paraglomerales, Paraglomeraceae. The record is from the annotation of a GenBank genome assembly.